UACGCGCGGCGCGCACGCAGCGUCAGAGCUUCGCCGACCAUGGCGGAAUGUGGCGGACUACACAGCGGCUCGAGAAGACACACCAUGGACAAAAGCAUCACUCUCCCGCCCGACGAAAUAUUCCGAAACCUGGAAAACGCCAAGCGGUUCGCGAUAGACAUCGGGGGAUCUCUCACCAAGCUCGCCUACUACUCAACAGUCCAACACAAAGUGGCCAAAGUGCGAUCCUUCGACCACACUGCAAAGGAGGCCACCAGCGACGAGCUGUAUGAAAUCACUAUGCAGGAAGAGGUCACUGCACGGCUGCACUUCAUCAAGUUUGAAAACGCCUACAUCGAAACGUGCUUGGACUUCGUCAGAGACCACCUGGUCAACACGGACACCAAAGUGAUCAAAGCCACAGGCGGAGGGGCGCACAAGUUCAAAGAACUCAUCGAGCGGAAACUGGGCCUCAGAGUGGACAAAGAGGACGAGAUGACCUGUCUCAUCAAGGGCUGCAACUUUGUGCUGAGGAACAUUCCGCACGAGGCCUUCGUGUACGCCAAGCACGCCGACUCGGAGUUCCGCUUCCAGACGACUCAGCCCGACAUCUUCCCGUACCUGCUCGUCAACAUCGGCUCCGGAGUGUCCAUCGUCAAGGUCGAAUCCGAGGACAAAUUUGAGCGAAUAGGAGGAAGCUCAAUAGGAGGAGGGACGUUCUGGGGCCUCGGCGCGCUGCUCACCAAAACAAAGAGGUUUGACGAGUUGCUGCAGUUGGCCUCAAAGGGGCAGCACACGAGCGUUGACAUGCUCGUCAAAGACAUCUACGGAGGGUCUUACGGAUCUUUGGGCUUGACCGGAGAUCUCAUCGCCAGCAGUUUUGGAAAGUCUGCGACCGCUGACAAAGGAGGCUUCUCUAAGGAAGACAUGGCCAAGAGCUUACUGCAUAUGAUCAGCAACGACAUCGGGCAGCUGGCCUGCCUGUACGCCAAACUCCACAGCCUGUCCCGGGUGUACUUCGGUGGCUUCUUCAUCAGAGGACACCCCGUCACCAUGCACACCAUCACCUACAGCAUCAACUUCUUCACCAAGGGUGAAGUUCAGGCCUUGUUCCUCAGACAUGAAGGAUAUCUGGGAGCCAUUGGAGCGUUCCUUAAAGGGGCCGAGGAGGACAAUCCGAACCAGUACAGCUGGGGGGAGAAUUACGCGGGCAGCUCGGGCCUGAUGAGCGUCUCCCCGGACAUGAACCCCAUGCAGCGCGCGCGCAGUGGAACGUUCCCAUUCGACAUGUUGGAGAUGGACCGCCUGGAGAGGAAGCUGGUCAAUCUGCCUCUGCUGCAGGACGCCUCGUCGUACAUCCCCGACACCGUGGACCUCACGGAGGACGCGCUGGCCCGCGAAUACUGGCUGUACUGCUUCGAGGAGGCGCUCGACGGGGUGGUUAAGAGAGCUUUGGCGAGUCAGCCCGACAUUCCGGAGGCGGCCGAGCGAGCCGAGAAGUUCCGGCAGAAAUACCGACACAAGCUUCAGACCCUCCGCCACCAGCCUUUCGCCUACGGGUCCCUCACUGUCAGAAGCCUGCUGGACACGAGGGAACACUGUUUGAACGAGUUCAACUUCCCUGAUCCCUACUCGAAGAUCAAGCAGCGGGAGAACGACGCGGCCCUCAAGUACUACCAGAAGGCGGUGCAGUCGCUGGAGGAGCUGAGCUGGGAGGAGAGGCAGUUCGCUCUGGUCCGGGGGGUCCUGGCCGGGAACGUCUUCGACUGGGGGGCCAAAGCCGUGUCCGACGUACUCGAGUCUGACCCGGAGUUCGGGUUCGAGCAGGCGAAGCGACAGCUGGAAGAGCGGCCGUGGCUGGUGGAUUCCUACGACGAGUGGUUUGAGCGACUAAAGGGUCCUCCUCAUAAGUGUGCCUUGUUUUUCGUAGAUAAUAGCGGAGUAGACAUCAUUCUAGGUGUGAUGCCUUUUGUCAGAGAGCUUCUCUCUCGAGGAACCGAGGUCGUGUUGGCCAGCAACUCCAGUCCGGCUUUAAACGACGUGACGAACGGCGAGCUGCAGAUAUUGACCGAAAGCAUCGCCGCCAUGGAUCCAGUGAUUCGGGCUGCUCUGGGGGAGGACAGGUUGACGUUGGUCCAAAGCGGCUCCAGCUCCCCCUGCCUGGAUCUGAGUCGCCUGGACAAAGUGCUGGCGAUGGUGGUGCGCGAGCGGAAGACGGACCUGGUGAUCAUCGAGGGGAUGGGCCGCGCCAUCCACACCAACUACUACGCCAUGCUCAGCUGCGAGAGCCUCAAGAUGGCCGUCAUCAAGAACUCGUGGCUGGCGGACCGCCUGGGCGGGAAGCUGUUCAGCGUGGUCUUCAAGUACGAGGUGCCGGCGGCGGGCAUCGACUCGCCGGCGCUGACGCCCUCGUGAGCCUCGGCGAAGCUGGUGGUCGGAAGAAAGCGGGUCAAGGUCGCGUGAUGCCGCCGCGGAGGGGGGGGGGGGGCAGAAGUUUGUUUUAAAGGUGUCUGUGUGGGGAAAUAUGAUUUUAAAACGGCGUUGCUUUUCUCCCAGGUUCGAUUUCCCACUUAGCUCGCCACCGCCGACUGUUGAUGACGUCAUCAUCGAGCGGGAAAAUCAAUGAGAGACACUCAUUUUUCAUCCGUCGUCAACACACGAGGGAAGUGAGGUGCCGCGUAUUUAAUGUGCCUUGGUGUGAUUGGGGCACUAUUCACUCGGAUCGAUUGGAAAAAGGGGGAAGAAGCACAUAAACAUCCACAGAAAUCUCCUGUUUAUUUUGCGAUGGAAUUGAGAUUAAUAAAUGAAUCACUUGUGUCGCGGAGGAGACGCGGAGCUCCUCCACCAGGUGGCAGUAUUCUGUCACGUAGGACUUUUUAAAAAUGAUGGUUUCUCUAAUCUUUGCCCCGGUGACCGGCGUGAACAUGAACGCCGCCCAUUUCAGGUUGAAAGACUUCUAACUGUGAGAAUGUGGCGUGUACAAGAACACGCGUGAUCCACCCGUGAAGAUGAACGCAGCUGCCUGACGGGAAUAAAGGGGCGGCAGCUCGUUGUAAACAAACCGUGGGAAUGUGUGAAAUGGCAGAAUCACAAAGUAACCGUUGCUUGACAUCAGAUUGUAAUAUUGUAUUUGUCCUCUGUACAUACAAGAUGUGAUGGGAUGUGUGUUUGUAUAAUUCACACACACACGCAAUGCAUUUAUAAAAUGAACUUGCAUCACUUAUGCACACCGAGCACAAUCGUGUGUAUUAUUCUGACAAUCGAUUUGAAUUAAAUUGUGAAAAACC
Molecule: messenger RNA, 3266 nt
Organism: Gasterosteus aculeatus aculeatus (three-spined stickleback)
Lineage: Eukaryota; Metazoa; Chordata; Actinopteri; Perciformes; Gasterosteidae
Gene: pank4
Product: pantothenate kinase 4 (inactive)
Biological process (GO): coenzyme A biosynthetic process
Cellular component (GO): cytosol; nucleus
Molecular function (GO): pantothenate kinase activity; ATP binding
Source: RefSeq, a predicted model, not a curated record